This is a messenger RNA of Pygocentrus nattereri (red-bellied piranha), 2943 nucleotides long. RefSeq names its product macrophage mannose receptor 1-like. Bases 1 to 2943 code for a protein of 980 amino acids. Gene Ontology annotation, molecular function: carbohydrate binding; signaling receptor activity. Lineage: Eukaryota; Metazoa; Chordata; Actinopteri; Characiformes; Serrasalmidae. The record is from RefSeq and is a predicted model, not a curated record. The transcript has 25 exons.
AUGAUCAAGGAUGCAGGAGAGGAUUAUGGGAAAUGGAGGACCCACGUGUGUCGCUAUGAAAGGCCAUACAUGUGCAAAAGGGCUCUGAACACUAUUUGUCCUCUGGGGUGGCUGAGCUUCGGUGGAAGCUGCUAUUUGGUGGUCAGUAACAGCCACCUGCUGACCAGCUGGCACCAGGCCCUGACCAGAUGCACCGACAUGGGUGCCAACCUGGUGACCAUCAAAAGUGAGGAUGAGCAGUACUUCAUCAACGCUCAGCUCCCUGACCUCCACCAGGUGGACAUACCUGAUGUGUGGAUUGGAGUUUCAGAUAAGGACCAGGACGGAUCCUUUAAAUGGGUGGAUAAGACUGACAUUCAGUUCUCCAACUGGAACUCCGGCUUCCCAAAAAACACGGACACUUACUGGGACUGCGGACAGAUUUACACCGGAAACUACGCUGGAAAGUGGGAGACGACCAACUGCUUCAAGAACCUGGCCUACAUCUGUAAGAUGUUGGGGGGUCAGAAUGUUAAGCCCACCGCUGCGCCAGACUCUCACUGCGAUGAAGGCUACCUGCUGUACGGUGAUUACUGCUACCACUUUGAGUCUGAAAUGGUCAAAACCUGGCGGGACGCUGAAGCCUACUGUGUGGCUCAGGGUGGACACCUGGUCAGCGUACACAACGAAGAGACAGUCAGCUUUCUAACAGCUCAUAUGUCCAGGUCCUCCUGGGUGGGUCUGAAUGAUAUUGAAACAGAGGGAACCUUUAAGUGGACAGAUGGAACGGCUGCUGACUUCUUGCCGUGGGAGACCAAUCAGCCGGACAACUGGCAGGGGGAUGAGGACUGUGUACACAUCCGGGGGACGGAGCACUGGGAGACGGGAAAACUGAACGAUCUGCCCUGCAGCUCCACCUACCCCUUCAUCUGCCAGAAAGCUAAAGGACAGGGUCCUCCACCAGUUCCUCCAACAUCUGGGCCAGGCUGGAAUGAGAAGUGUGGUUCGUGGGUUGCCGACCCCUUUAACGAUUACUGCUACCUCUUUAACUCUCUGUCUCUGCGUAAGUGGGUGGAGGCUCGGGCGGACUGUGUGAAUCAGGGUGGGGAUCUGCUGAGCAUCACUGAGCCGUUCGAGCAGGGCUUCAUCCAGGCUCAAAUCCAGUCGAUCACUACCGGCGUGUCUCUGUGGAUGGGAGGCCACGACUCGGUCACUGAGGGCGGCUGGGAGUGGACAGAUAAAUCACCCUUCCGUUUCAUCAACUGGGCUUCGGGUAAUCCUGAUGAUUACUACGGUGAAGACUGUCUCACCAUUUACAUCAACAAUGGCUACUGGAACGACGACAACUGUGAAUACAAUCGGGGCUACAUCUGCAAACGCCGCGGAAACACUCCAGAACCGCCACCACCUCAUGAUGGCUUUCUAACAGCAUAUACGUGUGAGGGCUCCAAUAUGGUCCUGCACUGUCCCACCAACAGCGUCAUCAACAUCAAGUCUGCUUUCUUCGGCCGCAACAGUGAUAAAAUCUGCCCGUAUGAGGACGGAUCUCUGGGUUCAUGCACCAUCCCAGGUGUCCUAGACAAGGUCAGGAAGAUGUGUGACAACCGUGGCUUCUGUUUCAUCUUUGCCUACACGGAGACAGACCCAUGCCCCACUGUCUCUAAGUACAUGGAGGUGGUCUACAGCUGUGAGCAGGACGUGUGUGUCAGGGGUCUCGGGGUCGAGGACGGGAACAUCACAGACUCCAUGCUCUCUGCCUCCUCCUCCAUCAGCGGGAAAGAGCCCACCAGAGCUCGUCUCAAUGGAGAUUCCUGCUGGAUGCCCACCAACUCAGCUACAAACUCAUGGAUCCAGGUGAGCCUGACUGAGACCAAGAAGAUCACAGGGGUGGUGAUCCAGGGCUGCCCCACUGCUGACCACUGGGUGAAGAAGUUUAAAGUCCAGACCAGUUUGGACGGCGUCUCGUGGACAGAUUACACCACUGAAGGAAAGGUGGAGGAGUUCCUGGGCUCAGUCGACAGAGGAACUCCUGAGACGCAGCUGCUUGGGACGCCCGUGUCCGUCAAACACAUCCGGAUCCUUCCACUGGAGUGGCAGAACGAGGCCGGCAUGCGCGUCGAAAUCCUGGGCUGCAAGCCAGACUACGCCAUAACGUGCAGUAAAACCCCCAGCCUGGACCACUCUGUAGAUAAAAUGACAGUCCACUGUCCCGCUGGUUGUGCGUCAGAGUCCUACAACGUGCACGGAACCCUGACCUACCGCGGUGACUCUAACAUCUGUGCAGCUGCGAUUCAUGCGGGCGUCGUCCUGAACGAGUUGGGCGGAGACUGCACAGUGCUCAAAGCUCCAGGGCAGAACUUCUACAGCGGCUCCAGCAGAAACGGCAUUACCUCCAAGCAAUACAGUGGGGAUUAUUCGGUGUCCUUCCAGUUUGCUGAUGGAGAGCUGCGGUGUCCCGGGAAUGACUGGUAUGAGUUUGGGGAAUUCUGCUAUAAGGCCUUUGAUGAGAAGAAGACGUGGCAUGCGGCUCGCUCUGAGUGCAGGAGGCUGGGGGCAGACCUGGUGUCCAUCAUGUCCCUCACAGAGCAGAGCUGGCUGGAGAGCUACCUGUACCUGGCCACCAAUGAUGUCUGGACCGGGCUGAAUGACCUGGACUUCUCUGGCUACUUCACCUGGUCAGACCACCAUGAGGUCACUUUCACGUACUGGUCACCUGGAGAACCAAACAACCACCUGGACUUUAACGAGGACUGUGUGGAGAUGUACUAUCAGACUGGCAGAUGGAACGACGUCACCUGCACUGAACUGAACACCUUCAUCUGCAAAAUGGCUAAAGGUCAUUACGCACUGCCCUCCAUCAAACCCACAGUGUACGGGUGCCCACAGGUGAGUCCUGCCCACAGGCUGACCACAGGGCUCAACCCACCCCACCUGAUCUGGGCUCACAUGUUAUACAGUCAUUAA